Synchiropus splendidus (mandarinfish) is the source of this 4523-nucleotide messenger RNA. RefSeq names its product bone morphogenetic protein/retinoic acid inducible neural-specific 2 (gene brinp2). Gene Ontology annotation, biological process: negative regulation of mitotic cell cycle; positive regulation of neuron differentiation. The record is from RefSeq and is a predicted model, not a curated record. The coding region runs from base 874 to 3321 and encodes 815 amino acids. NCBI's taxonomy places the organism in Eukaryota, Metazoa, Chordata, Actinopteri, Syngnathiformes, Callionymidae. The transcript is spliced from 10 exons.
AGAGACGUUUUCCUGGAGUCACUAGGAGAAGCGGCGGCGGUCUUGACAAGUGAUGUCUGACGCUGGGAGACUCAACACAUUGGGAAUAAAAGACGGGAGACUAUUCACGCGAGCGUGAGUGCGCACACUCGGGACAUUGGCGCGCCUCCGUGAAUUCUACAGGAGCGCGUAAUAGCCCCACUGAGGACUCUUUGGGAGCAAAAGUGAGCGAGAAAGGAGCAUCUCCCUUGGAUUAUUUCCUCCAUCCGCCCUUUACAAACUUUCUCAUCACCAACCGCCGCAUUCCUUUUUGAAUCCAGACCGUUUUGAACGGUGCGCAAAAUCCACGCCGUAAUGCGUCAUGACGCGGAUAAACAAACGGUUUAAAAUAGUUUGAGAGUGUCAGGAUUACUGAGGAUGGAGGUGAAGCUGCCCGUGGGAAGAUCCGAAGACUGACCGGAGCCCAGAGCAAGAGUGACGGGAGCUGGAAGAAAAAGGGACUUCCAACCGCCAAUUCGUCUGUUUUAACGAGUCCGCAACACAAUUCUAAACGGAUACAUCGGCUGAGAUCGAGCUGCCUUCAUACGGUAGCUGCGUCAAGUGAGUGUGAGCUGAUGGCCGAAAGUGACUAGAGGGGAUCGACAGAAGAAGAAAACUGAAGACACGUUCAGACAUACACAGCCUCUGCACUCCGCUGCGCGAAGAGAACCCUCAACCAGAGGGUCUGUUUACCUAUCGUCUUGGGGGAGUCCUUGGGAGAAGUUUGGUAAUUUGAAAGAAGACAGUCAGGAGGACAACAACGAGACAACGGUGGGAGCAGAUAACAGGGCUGUGGGAGGGGACUGUGAGAAGAAAUGCCGGUCCCAGGUGACCUAGUACAUCACCACCGGGACCAUGACGACUCCUUGGCCAAUGAGAAGAGUGAGAUGCAGCUACAGCUCCACCUCCAUCGCUAAAUGGACUACGUCAUCUUUAAUGCUUCUAUGGUUGUCCUGGGUGUUGCUGUGGCUGCCGUGGCCCACUGGAGCUGAGGUGGCCACUGGCGGGCAUGGGGGCAAGACUCUUCAUGGUUCACUGUCAUCCCCCUCGACGUCAUCUGCUUCGUCCUCCUCAUCCCCGUCCAGCACGUCGGCAUGGGGCUUCAACACCAGACAGAGCGCAGGUCAGCUGGACUGGCUGUUGUCGGAAAAGGGACCUUUCCACCGAUGUCCCGAGUACACAGAGUUCAGAGAGAGGUUUACACAGAGCUUCUCCACCAGAUACAAGAUUUACAGGGAGUUCAGCCACUGGAAAGUGAACAGCCUGGUGACAGAGAAGCGAGACUUCCUCAAAGCUCCCCUGCCAUUGGCUCCAGAGUUUCUGCGAAAUCUACGGUUACUAGGACGUCGGCCAACCUUACAGCAAAUCAACGAGAAUCUUAUCAAAAAGUACGGGACCCACUUUCUGGUGUCAGCUACCUUGGGAGGAGAGGAAUCUUUAACCAUCUUUCUGGACAAGCAGAAGCUGAAUAAGAAGUCGGAAGGCAGCAGCAACAGCUCGGUGGUGUCGCUGGAGCUGCUUCAUCAGUUGGCGGCUUCAUAUUUUACUGAUCGCGAAAGCACCCUCAGGCGACUGCACCACCUUCAGAUUGCUACUUCUGCUAUUAAGGUAACUGAAACCAGGACUGGCCCCCUCGGCUGCAGUAACUACGACAGCUUGGAUUCAGUCAGCUCAGUGUUGGUGCACAGCCCUGAAAAUAAGAUCCACCUAAAGGGUCUACAGGAUGUCCUGCCGGAGUUCCUACGUGGGCGUUUUGUGGAGGCGGCCCUUAGCUACGUUGCGUGUAACUCAGAGGGCGAGUUGCUCUGCCGCAACAACGACUGCUGGUGCCACUGCUCUCCUCGCUUUCCCGAUUGUAACUGUCCUUUUGCGGAUAUCAAGGUCAUGGAGGAGAACCUACAGAAGAGCAAAGAGGCCUGGAGCGGACUCAACCAAGAAUUUGAGGAGUCCGAUGAAUUCAAGGCCCUGCUGAAGCGUUUACCCACCGACCGUUUCUUGAAUGUCUCAAUGAUCGCCAAGUUCUGGUCGGCUGACAUGCCCCUCCAGAAGCGUUACACCCUGCUGGAGUCCAGCACUGCCUUGGUCCUCAGCAAGGCUCAGAAGAUCAUCAGGAAGAUGUACACCCUGAGCAAGCGAUGUCCCAAACAGCCUCACAUCAGUCUGCCUCGAGAAAGGGAUGUUGGGUUCUGGUUGAGAAGAGCUCAGUCCAUGCUGUACUGCAACGACCACGGAGCGCAGGGUUCCUUCUCUGAGGAGGUGAUGAGCUGUAACUGCCCUGCAGAGCAGACCGCGUGUCAGGGAGUCAUCCCCUGUGUGGUCGGAACAUCGUCCACCUCCUGCUCAGUUUGUGCCACUGAUAAUGCAACUCGCUGUGGCGGCUGUCACCAUGGCAACUUCCUGCAUCUGGGUUCCUGCCGGCCGAGCGUUGCGGCUUCACUGGACCACUAUCUGAAUUUUGAUUUGGACAUGCCUGAUGCUGAGGUCAGGUACUUGCUUCAACGGCUGGACAGCAGGAUAGAGGUCCACGCUAUCUACAUUAGCAAUGACGUCCGUCUGGGAAGUUGGUUUAACCCUGCCUGGAGAAAGAGGAUGCUCUUGACUCUGAAGAGUAACAAAAACAAGUCCAACCUGAUCCACAUGCUGAUGGGCAUUUCUUUCCAGAUAUGCUUGACAAAGAACUCAACUCUGGAGCCCGUGCCAGCAAUAUACGUGAACCCGUUCGGUGGAAGUCACUCGGAAAGCUGGUUUAUGCCAGUGAACCAGCCGGAAUUCCCUGACUGGGAGAGAACUCGAGUUGACGGCAGCGCCACAGCGCAGUGCUCCAACUGGACUUUAACGCUGGACAACAAGUGGAAGUCCUUCUUUGAGACGGUGCAUAUCUACUUGCGAAGUCGAAUUGUCGUCGAUGAUCCAACAGUGAAUGAAACUCUGUUUUAUGAACCCUUGGACAUGGAUGACCAGACCUCAAACAUGGGGUAUAUGAAAAUAAACUCACUCAAAGUGUUUGGAUACAGCAUGCACUUUGACCCGGAAGGCAUCAAGGAUUUGAUUCUGCAGCUGGACUACCCUUACACGCAGGGUUCCCAGGACUCGGCCUUCCUCAUGUUGUUGGAGAUGAGGGAUCGCAUCAACAGACUUUCCCCCCCUGCGCCGCAGCCGCUGGAUCUUUUUUCCUGUUUGUUGCGCCAUCGGCUGAAGCUGUCCGCCGGUGAGGUGGCACGCAUCAAAGACUCGUUGCAGAUCUUCAACUCAAAGCUGCCCAACUCUUCUCCCGACCCUGAGCUCGCGCAACUUUGCAGUUAGCUGACACAGCAGAACAUCCUGUAAAUUGGUGUCUGGGACCAGAAAAAUCUGGAUAGAUACAAACCAUUUUAAUGUACUGAGAGUUUCUUUUUUUUUUUUUAAAUUACUGCUGAAUGAAUUUCACAUUUUUAUCACAGAGACUCGAUAAUGUAUCUUUUUGGUUACACCUGUGGUAUAAUGUUGUGGACUUAAAACGCCUCUUUAAACUCUAUAAUCAGACAAACAGCGAUGGCACCAACCAGAGGGACUUUUUGUGAUCCGACUACAUGCAAAGUUUGCCAUCACUUUAUGAUCACAGAUUUUGAUAUGUAAAGAGAAAGGCGCCCCACCAACCAAAGGGGUUUGCCCUUUCCCAAGCUAUGUUUUUGACUUCUGAACAAUCUAAUGAAAGGGAAAAAUUGGACUAUAUCCUCUUUGUGCUGAAUGAGCUUUUAUUUUAGGCUUAAAAAUUGAAUAAUCCUGUUAAUGUCUUUUAAUAUUUCUUUUGUUCCAUCCUGCCCUUGUCGGUAUCUAUGCUAAACGUCCGAGUGACAAACUUGUUUGUGACGUUCUUGGUGGUGUGUCAUUGGGAAUCUGAAGUUAGCAAAGGAUUUUCUCAGUAAAAAGAGGCUGACAUGGCACCGAAAGGUCUGCAGAUACAGCGCUGUAAAUACUGCUCCAUCUAACCUGAUGUGUGAGAAUUGCUUUAUAGAUAACUAAGUGCAAAGACCAAAAAAAACAUUUAUAACAAAACAAACUCAUGCCUUAUAUGGAAAGUUAUUGUCACAAAAAGAAGCACAUUUCAGUUCAGUUUUAGGUGGGGAGGGGGGGGUAACCUGGCACUCAUUUUUAUGAGUUCAUAUUUCUAUGAAGAAAGAGCCACACAUACUUUCUCUGGAACAUGUGAUAGCUUUUCCAUGUAAGGCGCUUGUCACAAUUUGGUGUUGUGAAAUUUGAGUCUCUAUUCACGGGGCACGUCAGUUUUGAAUGACUUCAAACUACUUCUAUGACCGAAGACACAUGAUUGAUUUUCGCUUGAACAGGUUUGGAAUCCUUUCAGUCUCAGGACAGUGUUACAGCAUUGUUUUCAACAUUGCAACGUCUGACAGAUGAAGAAGAAAAACUACUUGCCAAUUUGCUCUGAUCUUAAAGUGAUAUUACUUUGAUUUCUUUACAUUUUCUCGCUGAAAGUCAAAUCUUGUAUGUCAUUUUCAGCAGUACUG